GAGGCGGAUCAUAUUUAAACAGAAGAAGAAGAAGAAGAAGUGCUAUCGCUCCGGAAGUGAUACUAGAAGAAGCUGUCGGCGGUCUAGCUGUUGUUAGCAGAGCUUCAGGAUGAGCAGCCAAGGAGGUGAAGAGAGCUGCAGCGGAGCAGCUGGAAAUGCCAGAGAACAGGGAGAGGAGGAAUUCUACAACUGCCACGAGACUCUGGAGCCUCCAUGCCCGAGAGAGGAGGAGCAGGAGGCCCAACAGGAAGCAGCAGGGUUGGAGGACUUUCACGUUAAAACUGAGACACUAAAUUACAGAAGAGACUACACAGAGACUGAGACAGGAGGACUGGAGAGGGAGCAGCAGCAGGAGCAGGAGGAGGAGGAGGAGGAGGAGGAGCAGCAGCAGCAGCACGAGGAUUCAGACAUAAAGGAGGAAGACAUCCAGGUGGUUGAGUUUGAUGAUGACUACCUGAGGGAGGUGGAGAAGGAGCUGACAGAGGAGGAGAAGGAGAGUCGACGGCAGCAGAGUUGUACACUGAAGGAAAAAGGAAACUGCCAGUUUAAAUCUGGAGACUGGGUGGAGGCAGAGCGCAGCUACACGGAGGCACUGGGUUUAUGCCCGGUUUGUUUCAGCAGAGAGAGAGCCGUGCUGUUUUCCAAUAGAGCUGCUGCAAAACUGCACCUGGAUCUGAAGGACCAGGCAAUUGCAGACUGCACUAGAGCGAUCGAGCUGAAUCCUGACUAUGUGCGGGCAUUACUGAGGAGGGCAGAGCUUUACGAGCAGACAGAGAAGCUGGACGAAGCUCUGGAGGACUACAAAAAGGUUCUGGACCAGGACCCGAACCAGACUGUUGCCAGACAGGCUUGCAUGAGGUUACCUCAGCAGAUUCAGGAGAGAAAUGAGAAGCUGAAGGAGGAAAUGAUCAGUAAACUGAAGGACCUUGGGAACAUGAUCCUGAGGCCAUUUGGACUUUCCACUAACAACUUCCAGGUGAACCAGGAUCAGGACACUGGAUCAUACUCAAUCAACUUCGUCCAGAACACCAGCAACAACAACAGAUGACAUCACGGCCAUCAUUCAGUCAAACCCUUGUGUGUUUAAAGUAAAAUGCAUUUUGACAUGUUUCUGGUGGUGGUGGUCUGUAAAGUACAGAUGGCAGGUUCAGGUUUUCUGCUUAUUGCAUGAAGUUAAUUUUUAAUUUAACGUUACACAGGAAGCUGAGUCUGAAUGCCACUUCAUCACUUUAAUACACAGUGUACAAACA
Monopterus albus (swamp eel) is the source of this 1250-nucleotide messenger RNA. It is a transcript of the gene ttc1, whose product is annotated as tetratricopeptide repeat domain 1. Bases 110 to 1048 code for a protein of 312 amino acids. Gene Ontology annotation, molecular function: protein binding. The transcript has 8 exons. The record is from RefSeq and is a predicted model, not a curated record. NCBI's taxonomy places the organism in Eukaryota, Metazoa, Chordata, Actinopteri, Synbranchiformes, Synbranchidae.